AAGGUCAGUCUCCGUUGCAGUCUAAAGAAGAGGCCCAGGCAGGCCGGUAGGGUAGGCCCAAUCAGGCAGGCCGGUACGAUAGGUCCAGUCAGGCAGGUCCAGUCAAGCCGGUACGACAGGCCCAGGCAGAGAGGGCGAUUGGAAGCCAAGGUGUGAUGUCAGACGUAACGCUGAUAGUUAUUAGAUUAGUAUUGCCAAACUAUGUACAGUUAUGUACAGACUAUUUCUGUACAAACUAAAUGGUCCAAUACCUCCCUUACAAAUUGUGUUCACCUGUCUAUGUCUGUCCAAUUGUUAAAGGACAUGUUUAUUAUGUCAGUGUGUAAGGGAGAAGAGACAUACUAACCUACCAAACCCUAAUCCCUUUAUCUAAACUCAGACAGAAGUAUUGACGCAACCCCCUCUCCUCUCCUCCCUCCCCCCCCCUCUCCACCCAACCCUCAACCCUCAAGGGUGGAGAAUGGUUUGAAUUCCCCUACACCAUCCUAGCUUUUCCCCCAGACGGGUUGGAAACAAGGGGAGAAUAUUCAGACAGUAAGGGGUGGAGCGUCUAAACCACGCCUUCUGCCACCUGUACCAGCAUAUGUCCGGAUUAAAAGAUGAGCCGCAUGUUUUUAAAUGUCUGCAGGGUGUAGGUGAGAUUAGGAGAGAGCUCAUGUAUUUCUUUGUGACCGUGAAAGCAGCGGAGUCUGAUUAUCAAGUUCAGUCUGAGCCUGAACUCCGGUAUAGGAGGAGGUUCAAGUCCCGGCUCCGGGUCCUAGGAUAUACUGGUGAAUUCUUAUACAGGACACACUGUCAUGCUGGUUCAGUUCUAGUCGUGUACAGUACUGCAUAUACCGGUGUACAAUCAAGUGUUAAUUAGUGAAAAUUUUGAAUAUUUCAUAUUGUUGCAAGACUUGUCUAUUCUUCUUAAACUUAGAAUUAUUCCAUCUCGAACCAUUUUUGAAUAAGAGUGAGUGACAGUUCGUUUUCCUCUAUCAUAUAACUUGGGACCAUGAAAGGAAACAGUUUAUGUAGCUGUCACAGUCCAAUUUAUUUUGAUAGACAGUGAUUUUUAAGUGAAUUGUGAAGAUAUUCAAGAAUUUAUUUUAAAUUAAUCAUAUUGAAAAACACACAAUAAUAGAAACUAGGAAACCAGUUCAAUAGAUGUCGGAAUCUUUUUUUUGAUUUUUCGAGAAUGGUUUAAUGAACUAUAUGAAUAAGAAUGGAAGAGAAUAGACAAGGAUCGUCCCAACAGGACGGAGUAUUUUCUAGACCUUACCUACCCGGAGUAAAUGGUCUUCCUAGAGAACGAGCAAACAGGUUCUCCGGAGAAAAUAAACCCGUCCGGGUCAAGACGGAGAGAGACCAAGACUGUGUUAAACUUGAACCAUUUAAUUACUACCCUGGAGUUGAAAACUUGCUUCAAAACUCUCCCCUAGCUCCUGUUGUACCCCGGAGACGAGAGUCUUUACCUGACGAAUACCUCUCGCUCAGGGAGCAAAGACGAGUAGAGUUUGGUCGUCAGAACUCACUCCCCCUGCCUCUAAACCUGUCUGGAUCCUGUUCAAGGUUUGAGAUGAACCUAGAAGAGGAGAACAGGCAGAACAACAACAUCAAGGAGGAGAUGGUUGAGACAGAGAUCUUGGCUGGUGAGGGUGGAUCGGAGGGUGGUCUGCCUGGGGCGGGGGAGAGGGUGGAGGGAGGGUCAAACAGAACUGUCAUAGAGUUUGAUGGGAAUGACUGUGUACUGUGCCGAGUGUGUGGGGAUAAAGCUUCAGGUUUUCAUUACGGAGUUCAUUCUUGUGAAGGCUGCAAGGGUUUCUUCCGUCGAUCUAUUCAACAGAAAAUACAGUACAGACCCUGCAGCAAGAACCAACAGUGUUCUAUUCUUAGGUCAGAUGUUUAAUUUCAAAUUUGUUUA
Eurytemora carolleeae is the source of this 1903-nucleotide messenger RNA. Its product is annotated as ecdysone-induced protein 75B. Gene Ontology annotation, biological process: hormone-mediated signaling pathway; positive regulation of transcription by RNA polymerase II; negative regulation of transcription by RNA polymerase II. The record is from RefSeq and is a predicted model, not a curated record. NCBI's taxonomy places the organism in Eukaryota, Metazoa, Arthropoda, Copepoda, Calanoida, Temoridae. Gene Ontology annotation, molecular function: RNA polymerase II cis-regulatory region sequence-specific DNA binding; zinc ion binding; nuclear receptor activity. Bases 1205 to 1888 code for a protein of 227 amino acids. The transcript is spliced from 3 exons.